Messenger RNA from Sinocyclocheilus rhinocerous, 1157 nucleotides. Its product is annotated as E3 ubiquitin/ISG15 ligase TRIM25-like. Bases 1 to 1140 code for a protein of 379 amino acids. The record is from RefSeq and is a predicted model, not a curated record. Gene Ontology annotation, molecular function: zinc ion binding. The transcript is spliced from 5 exons. Lineage: Eukaryota; Metazoa; Chordata; Actinopteri; Cypriniformes; Cyprinidae.
AUGGCAGAAUCCAGUAUUUCAGGGGCUCAGGAUGAGUUCAGCUGUUCAAUCUGUCUGAAUCUACUAAAGGAUCCAGUAACCAUUCUCUGUGGACACAGUUACUGUAUGAGCUGUAUUACAGGCUGCUGGGAUCAGGAUGAUCAGAAGAGAGUCUACAGCUGCCCUCAGUGCAGACAGACCUUCACUCCAAGACCUGUUUUAGGUAAAAACACCAUGCUGGCUGAAGUGGUGGAGAAACUCAAGAAGACAAAACUACAAGCUGCUCUUCCUGCUCAGUGUUACUCUGAACCUGGAGAUGUGGAGUGUGACAUCUGUACUGGGAGAAAAUAUAAAGCUAUCAAAUCCUGUCUGGUGUGUCUGGAAUCUUACUGCCAGACCCAUUUUGAACGUCAUGAAGAAUUUCGCUCUGGCAAGCGACACAAAGUGACAGAUGCUAUUGGAGAAUUAAAAAAGAUGAUUUGCCCUCAACAUGAUAAACUGAAGGAAAUUUUCUGUCGUACUGAUCAGCAGUGUAUUUGUUAUAUGUGUAUGGUGGAUGAACACAAAAACCACAACACUGUAUCAGCUGCUGCAGAGAGGACUGAGAAACGGAAACACUUGGAAGAGACCCAGAGAAAAUUCCAUCAGAGAAUCCAGGAGAGACAGAAGGAACUUGAUGAGCUAAGAGAGACUGUAGAGUCUUACAAGCGCUCUGCACAGACAGCAGUGGAGGACAGUGAGAGGAUCUUUACUGAGCUGAUCCGCUCCAUUGAGAGAAGCCGCUCUGAGGUGACACAGCUGAUCAGAGAUCAGGAAAAGGCUGCAGUGAGUCGAGCUGAAGAACAACUGAAGCGACUGGAGCAGGAGAUUGAAGAUCUGAGGAGGAGAAACGCUGAGCUGGAGCAGCUUUCACACACAGACCAUCACAUCCAUUUCCUCCAGUCUCUCUCUGUUCCUCCUGGAUUUACAGACUCACCCAGCAUCACUGUCAGUUCUCGUCUCUCUUUUGAUGAUCUUGGUAAAUCUGUGUCUGAUCUAAGAGAGCAACUGGAGCAUUUAUACAUAGAGGAGAAAGAAAAGAUAUCUGCUAGAGUGAGAUACAUCCAGAUCAUUCCCACUCAUGAAUAUGAGAGCAGGAAAGAGUUCCUACAAUGUAAGUAACAAGAUGAGCGCAUACA